This is a messenger RNA of Dermatophagoides pteronyssinus (European house dust mite), 1446 nucleotides long. RefSeq lists its product as uncharacterized. The record is from RefSeq and is a predicted model, not a curated record. Gene Ontology annotation, cellular component: plasma membrane. NCBI's taxonomy places the organism in Eukaryota, Metazoa, Arthropoda, Arachnida, Sarcoptiformes, Pyroglyphidae. Gene Ontology annotation, molecular function: histone binding.
AAUUCUAAAAGAAAAAUUGAUUUCAUUACAAUAACAUCUCCGAUCGAAAAGAAAUUGAAAAAUAAUGUUAAGUCGAAUUUCGAAAACUAUCGAUUGUUUGAUGAUGAAAGUGGAAAUGAACAAUUAACUAAAGCUCAAGAUUCUAUUCAACAGUAUAUUAAAACGUUUGGAAAAAUAGUGGAUGAUCCUGAUGCAUAUGAAAUAAGUUUGAAAAAAUUAACCAAUAUUAUUGAUAAUAUUAAAACAAAUUCCAGUAGUUUUAUUAAAACUACAAGUUUUGUGAAAUUUUUCACUUCAUUUAAUGAUGAUUUGAUUGAAAAAGCCAACUCAUCAUCAAACAUUGCCAUUACAAUAAAUAAUGAUUUAUUGAAAGAAUUACAACGAUUUUCAAUUUCAUUGAAGAAAAAUGACCAAUCCAAUAAUGUACAAUUUAAUAGAAAAAUUCAACAAAAAAUUAAUAAUUUAACAAUAAAAUUAAAGAAAAUUAAUGAAGAUAUUCAUAAAUAUCAAUCAAGAUCAUUAACAUUGGAUGAAAUGAAUGAUCAUACUGUAUUUACAAAAUUACCACGAUUACAAAAACUAGCCAUACGUAUAUGGCAACAACGUGAAUUGUUGCUUAAUCGAUCAACCGAUACUGGUUUACAAUUAUAUAGAAAAUUUGUUUAUAAUGGUGAUGAUAAUAUCAUCAAUCAUCAUCCACAAUUGAAACAAAUAGUGGAAAAUUUUGUCAACAAUCAUCUUAAUUCAUUGAAAAAUGCCGAACACGAAUUGAUACAACAACAACAAUCAAGAAAAUUACAAAAACGAAAAAAAGAUUUUUUACAAUUACCAAUGUUUACAAUAUUAGAUCUCAAACAAUCAAUUUUAUCAAAAUUAAAUGAUGAAAAAAUUGAUAAUUUUCAAUUAACCGAUAAUAUUGUUACAAAAAUUUAUAAAAAUUUAAUUGAAGAAAUGACUAAAAGACAUAAUGCACAACAACGUGAAUGUAUUGAUAAUUAUUAUCUAUUGGAUUAUGAUGAUAAUUGUUCGAAUGAUGAUGAAACAUUAAUAACUAAUGAAAAUGAUCCUGAAUUGAUUGAACAAUUGGAACAGAAUUCCAUUGUUAGUAAAAAUGCAAUGGAAAAAUUAAUUAAUGAAUAUAAGAAAAAAGAUUUAGAAAAAAAUGGUAAACAAAAUGAUAAUGAUGAUGAUAAUUCUAGGCCACUUGGUUGGGAUGAUCAUACUGAUGAUGAAGACAAGGACAGCGAUGAUGAUGCGGAUGAUGAUACGGAUGAUACCAACGAUGAAAAUGACAAUGACAGCGACACCAUUGAUGAUGAUGAUUCAAAUUCGGUUGACAAAUGACGACCAAAAGCGAUAAUAAUUGAUAAAUGUCCAUUGUUUUUGUUUUCCUAUUUGUUUAUUUUUCUGUAUUUAAAAAAUCAAAUAAAUCUGUUUGUGUUUUGC